Peniophora sp. CBMAI 1063 is the source of this 4140-nucleotide messenger RNA. NCBI's taxonomy places the organism in Eukaryota, Fungi, Basidiomycota, Agaricomycetes, Russulales, Peniophoraceae. The record is from the annotation of a GenBank genome assembly.
AUGAAGCCUGAUAUCCUACCUUUUGUACAGGAUAUCGCGCUACUAAGUUCAACCGGCGAGAUAUCGCGAGUCCGUGGCUUGUUUGACGAUGGCGCACGCAUAAGCAUUCUGGCGACAUCCGUUUUCGAGAAGAUCAAGCACCGACUCAACAAUUGGACAGUGUCGAACCGAGCAUUGCGCGUUGCCAACAGCACAGUUGUUCCUUCGCAAGCUCAUUGGCAAGGCACCAUCAAGAUUGGUGGUGUACGCACGACUGGCGAGUUCGAAGUGUUGGACAGCCAAGGAUCAUGGAGUUUCCUGGUUGGAAAACCCCUGCUAAGUGCUUUCGACGCAAUUCACACAUACGGACCUGACAUCGUACAGCUCACAGGAAACGAUGGCCGCUCGGUGCUCCUGCACAACAAGCUCACGUCUACUCACGAUCAUGUCUAUAGGUCCUCAUCUGUGCUAUUGUUGGAUUGGAAAGAUACCGAGUCUCCGGUGAUGGCUCAAGGCCCUCUCACCGGCGAUGGAACACCCGAUGUUUCUACUCUCUUGGACGAUAACCCUGUACAGCCCUGUCCCAUACAGUCCGAUCCCGAACCUCGCACACCCGAUGUGAUGGCUGACGGCCCUCCCACAUCGGGCGAAUCAACCGAGCACCCACAUACCCCGGGUUCAGCACCCUUGUACGAUAUCCACUCAGUGGGCGAGGCUGGUAUCUUCACGCGCCUCACAGAACCGUUUAAACCCAAACACGUUGCUGCGGUCCAAAACGCGGUGACCAUCGGUGACGAUUUGACCGCCGAGCAACGCAACAAGUUCCUUGGCGUUAUCGCCGAAUACGCCGACUGCUUCGUACUGAACGUGAGCGAAGUCAUGCCUGCUGUUGAUGCUGUGCACCGUCUCGAUAUUCCUGAAGGCGCGCGGUUCAACACGAAACCGCGGCAGCGCUCGUUUCCAAUGCCGCAACGCCAAUAUCUCGGGAGAACCGUCGAUGACCUGCUCAAAGCCGACGUCAUUGAGUUCAUUGAACCCUCGCGGGUUAAAUGUGUAUCCCCCGUGACGCUUGCCCAGAAGGCUCACAGUGGUGUUGGCAUGUUGGUCGAGCAACUGAAGUACGAGGUUAAUAAGCAGUGCGCAGAGAACAACCUGGCACCUUUCUUUGACGACCGUGGUAACUUCCCACCUCCUGAUCCUAUGUCUGCACAAGUGAAGGAACAGGAGAAGAAGUGGCGAAUGUGCAUCAAUUACGACGAGCUGAACAAGGUCACCCACAUCCCACCGAUGCCCCCUGGUGACCCACGAAGCAUGCAACAGCAACUGAGUGGGCAUCGCUAUGUUAGCACAUGGGACUUUGCAUCCGGUUUCUAUGCGGUCGAAGUCGCCGAAGAAUCGCGCCCGUACACAGCAUUCUAUGUUGAAGGCCACGGAUUCUUCUGGUUCAAACGGAUGCCAUUCGGUUUGACCGGCGCUCCAACGACGUUCGCAUAUGUGACGUUCAAGCACAUGCAUGACCUCAUCACGGACGGGACCAUGAAGCUGUUUGUCGACGACGGCGGAGCCGCGGAGGACACCUUCGAUGGCAUGUUAGAUAAGAUCAUCCGCGUUCUAAAAUGGGUCAGAGAAAAGCGCUUAUCUCUUUCAGCUGUCAAAUGCUCGUUCUUCAUGCGCAAUUCUCUGUUUGGCGGCGCACGUGUUGGCUUUGAUGGCGUCCUCCCCGACCUGAACGAACUGACCGCAAUUGUCAACUGGCCGCGACCGGUUACUGCAGCCAACCUCGCAACAUUCCUCGGCCUUGCGGGACACUUCCGGGAUCUCAUCAAAGACUACGCUCGCAUUGAGGGUCCGCUGCAUGACCUACUCGCCCUCGUCAAGAUACCGACGUCUUGCUCCAAAUCGGCCUACCAACGCAUCAUGCAGAGCUUCGUCCUUGCACCGCAUUGGAAAGAUGUGCACACACGUACAUUUAUCCAAUUGAAGGGCAUCUUAACCUCCGAACCCGUCCUUCGGGCGCCUCGUUGGGACGGAACCCCUUUCAUUGUCACGACCGACGGAUCUAAGGAUGGUUUCGCCGGUGUUCUAACUCAACGCCAGGUGACCGUUUUGCCAAACGGCAAAUCCGUGACGCGAACGCACCCCAUUGCGUUUGCAUCGAAACGAACGUCCAAAUCCGAAGCGAAGUACCCACCUUUCCUCCUAGAGCUCGCCGCAUUGAAGAUGUCUCUAGACAAAUUCUCUGACAUCAUCUGGGGCUUUGCCAUUGAGGUCGAGACUGACUGCCAGGCCCUCCGCGACGUUCUGCAUAGCACCAAGCUUAAUGCGCACUAUGCCCGUUGGCGUGACGGCGUGUUGUCCCAUCAAAUCGUCGCCGUUCGCCACAUACCAGGCCGAACCAAUGUUGUUGCAGAUGGCAUAAGCCGCCAAUUUGACGGUAUACCUCGGCAGGACGGCGAUGGCAGCGAAUGGGAGGUGUGCGAAGACUGGGAGGCAGUAACCGGGCUCAUGCACGAUAUUUUUGGUGUGUCCCCGCUUGAUCGUGUUCUACCCAUUCGCGAACCCGGCCUAUGCGAGCGAUUCAAGAAUGAACCCCUCUUCCUCGACGUGAUUGACGCACUUUUGGAUCAACAGCAAGUGUCACAGACCACUCUCCGCAACAAAGCGCGGGCUUGCCAUUGUGCCUCAGAGUACUUGAUCGAAGACGGCAAACUCUGGCGCCUUCGCGGCGGUAAUGCGGUACGCGCGCGAGCGCGUGUCGAAUGUGUAUCUCGUGCAGAGGCAAACGACUUAGCUGUACUGCAACACGCUUCGGGCGGCCACUGGGGCCGCGACUCCAUCAAGACCGCGUUGUAUGACUGCAUAGCUUGCCCAAAGCUCGAUGCCAUCAUCCUGGACGCCAUACGAGCAUGUCCACAGUGCAAGGCCUUCGGGCCAACACACCUCAAUGCUCUACUGGAACCUGUCAUACGACGCCGCCCUUUCGAACUUCUGGUUGGCGACUACCUCUCCCUGCCCGUAGGAAAGGGUGGAUACAAAACGUUAGGUGUUUACGUCGACGUCUUUUCCCAACACGUCUACGUUGAUCGUUUCAAGGUUGCCGGUAGUGCUGCAACUACCAACAAGUCCCUCGAACGAAUCUUCAACACAUACGUGGCAUACAAUACCUUCAUGACCGAUGGAGGGAAGCACUUCAACAACGACGAGGUCCGUGCAUUCUGCGAGGAACGCGGCUGCAAGACUCAGGUCGUGGCUGCCUAUUCGCCAUGGAUCAACGGACUGUGCGAAGGCACGAACAAGCUUCUUCUACAUGUACUACGGCACAUCUGCGCUCCGAAACUAGGCGAGGACGACUACGUAUCAGGCUCGUGGGACAACCUGCCGAAAGACUGGCCCAAUCGGUUGGACGAAGCCGUGCUCAUGCUGAACAACCGGAUCCUACCCCGCCUCGGCUUCACGCCACGCGAGCUGUUGCUCGGCAUCGUUGUCAACUCUCCCCCAGCACCACUGUCGUCGACUACUCAGGAGCCCUCCGAUUCCGACAUCGCACUACAGCAGGACUACGUCGAGCAACAGCUCCUCGACGCCAACGACAACACGGUGCUCAACGCGUGGCGGCGCAAGUCGGCCUUCGACCGACGGGUACAACGAGAAGGUGGUGAGAUUAUUUUCACUGUUGGACAAUUGGUUCAGUAUUGUUGCAGUGAUCUCGAAUACACCCUACACACGAAGCGCAAACUACUUGCCUUUUGGUCCGAACCACACCGUAUUCGCGAACGGAUCCGGAAUUCGUACAUCCUGGAGACGUGCGCGGGUGUCCCGCUCAAGGGCAAAUUCAGUGCGCGACGCUUGCGAGCAUUCACCCCACGCGAGGGCACGGCCCUAGCGGCUGCGCAAGCGACACACAUGCAGCGCAUACGGCAACCCCCGACAGCUACAUCCGAGGUCCCAGCAUCGUUGCUGGAUGGCGCUCACACCGAGCCCGUCGUCCCUUCAAAUGACGAGGACGAAGCCGAACCACAGGACGAGGGUGAUGAACGGGUGGACGAGGGCGACGAUGAGCCCGACGGGAUUGAGGCCGGUGUUGGAGAUGUCGAGGACGAAAUCAUUGAACCCCGGACGACAUGGGCAGGAAGGCUGCGGAAGCGUUCUGCUCGCACGUAG